Molecule: messenger RNA, 4914 nt
Organism: Athene cunicularia (burrowing owl)
Lineage: Eukaryota; Metazoa; Chordata; Aves; Strigiformes; Strigidae
Gene: SLIT2
Product: slit guidance ligand 2
Exons: 39
Coding region: 312-4682 (1456 amino acids)
Biological process (GO): negative regulation of cell growth; negative chemotaxis; retinal ganglion cell axon guidance
Molecular function (GO): calcium ion binding; Roundabout binding; heparin binding
Source: RefSeq, a predicted model, not a curated record
GCCCCGGGGCGGGCGCGCAUCUGCCUUUGGGCGAGGGCACGCUGGGCUCUGCUAGCCUUUCCCACUCACGCGCCGCUAAGUUGUGCCCUGUGAUCCCUCCCCCCAUCCGCUUUUUGAGACCAUUCGCGUACCCCCUGGCCAGGGUAUUUUCCAGUCUUGAGAGAGAGCAAGGAUGUGGUCGGUUAUUUAUCGUAUCAGGCUGCCUGUCAGAAGGGUCUAAGGAGUGGAAGAGGGAUCUUAACGGAAAUAACAUCACAAGAAUCACCAAGACUGACUUUGCUGGUCUAAGGCACCUUCGAGUUCUUCAGCUCAUGGAGAACAAGAUUAGUGCUAUUGAGAGAGGAGCAUUCCAGGAUUUAAAAGAACUGGAGAGACUGCGCCUAAACAGAAAUAACCUCCAGUUGCUUUCUGAACUGCUCUUUCUGGGGACACCGAAGUUAUACAGGCUUGAUCUUAGUGAAAAUCAGAUUCAAGCGAUACCAAGGAAGGCAUUCCGAGGAGCAGUAGACAUAAAAAAUCUGCAACUGGAUUACAACCAGAUCAGCUGUAUUGAAGAUGGGGCAUUUAGGGCUCUGCGUGACCUGGAAGUGCUCACUCUCAACAAUAACAACAUCACUCGACUGUCUGUGGCAAGUUUCAACCACAUGCCCAAACUCAGAACAUUUCGUCUUCACUCCAACAACCUCUACUGUGAUUGCCACCUGGCCUGGCUGUCUGACUGGCUGCGGCAGCGGCCGCGCGUCGGCCUCUACACGCAGUGCAUGGGGCCAUCCCACCUCCGGGGGCACAACGUAGCCGAGGUCCAGAAACGGGAGUUUGUCUGCAGUGAUGAGGAAGAAGGUCACCAAUCCUUCAUGGCCCCAUCCUGCAGUGUCUUGCAUUGCCCUACAGCAUGCACCUGUAGUAACAACAUUGUGGACUGUCGUGGGAAAGGCCUCACUGAAAUCCCAACAAACCUUCCAGAAACCAUUACUGAAAUACGGUUAGAACAAAAUUCAAUCAAGGUCAUACCUCCUGGAGCUUUCUCACCAUAUAAAAAGCUUCGAAGAAUUGACCUGAGCAAUAACCAGAUCUCUGAAGCAGCUCCAGAUGCUUUCCAGGGCUUACGUUCACUCAAUUCACUUGUCCUCUAUGGCAAUAAAAUUACAGAACUUCCAAAGGGCCUAUUUGAAGGACUCUUUUCUCUGCAAUUGCUAUUAUUGAACGCCAACAAGAUCAAUUGCCUGCGAGUUGAUGCUUUUCAAGAUCUGCACAACUUGAAUCUUCUUUCUUUGUACGACAACAAGCUGCAGACCAUUGCAAAAGGCACCUUCUCACCCCUACGUGCAAUUCAGACCUUGCAUUUGGCUCAGAACCCAUUUAUCUGUGACUGCCAUCUGAAGUGGCUGGCGGAUUAUCUUCAUACAAACCCCAUUGAGACCAGUGGUGCCCGUUGCACCAGCCCCCGCCGUCUGGCAAACAAAAGGAUCGGCCAGAUCAAAAGCAAGAAAUUCCGCUGCUCAGCUAAAGAACAGUAUUUCAUUCCAGGCACUGAAGAUUACAGAUCCAAAUUAAGUGGAGACUGCUUUGCAGAUUUGGCUUGCCCUGAGAAAUGUCGCUGUGAAGGGACCACAGUGGACUGCUCCAAUCAGAAACUCAACAAAAUUCCUGAUCACAUCCCCCAGUACACAGCAGAGUUGCGACUAAAUAACAAUGAAUUUUCCGUCCUGGAAGCUACUGGAAUCUUUAAGAAACUUCCUCAACUGCGUAAAAUAAACCUGAGCAAUAACAAGAUCACAGAUAUUGAAGAAGGAGCAUUUGAUGGAGCCUCUGGUGUGAAUGAACUAUUGCUCACUAGCAACCGCUUGGAAAAUGUUCGACACAAAAUGUUCAAAGGACUAGAAAGUCUCAAGACAUUAAUGCUCAGGAGCAACCGCGUGAGCUGUGUGGGAAAUGACAGCUUCACGGGCCUGAGCUCAGUCCGCCUGCUCUCGCUGUAUGACAACCAGAUCACCACUGUGGCACCCGGCUCCUUCGAUACACUGCACUCGCUCUCUACGUUAAACCUUUUGGCAAAUCCCUUCAACUGCAACUGCCAUCUGGCGUGGCUUGGAGACUGGCUAAGGAAGAAACGUAUUGUGACGGGGAACCCUCGGUGCCAGAAACCCUACUUCCUCAAAGAGAUUCCCAUCCAGGAUGUAGCAAUUCAGGAUUUCACAUGCGAUGAUGGAAAUGAUGACAAUAGCUGCUCUCCACUGUCCCGCUGUCCAGCAGAAUGUACUUGUCUAGACACAGUAGUUCGCUGCAGCAACAAAGGCCUAAAAGCUUUGCCUAAAGGCAUCCCAAAAGAUGUAACUGAACUUUAUUUGGAUGGAAAUCAGUUUACACUUGUUCCAAAAGAGCUUUCCAACUACAAGCAUUUAACACUCAUAGAUUUAAGUAACAACAGAAUCAGCACUCUUUCUAAUCAGAGCUUCAGCAACAUGACUCAGCUGCUCACCUUAAUUCUUAGUUACAACCGCCUGAGAUGUAUCCCUGCACGGACUUUCGAUGGGUUGAAAUCACUUCGGUUGUUGUCUUUACAUGGCAAUGAUAUUUCUGUUGUUCCUGAAGGAGCUUUUAAUGAUCUUUCAGCAUUGUCACACCUGGCUAUUGGAGCAAAUCCUCUUUAUUGUGAUUGUAACAUGCAGUGGCUGUCUGACUGGGUAAAAUCAGAAUACAAAGAACCUGGUAUUGCACGUUGUGCUGGUCCUGGAGAAAUGGCAGAUAAACUUCUUCUCACAACUCCUUCCAAAAAAUUUACUUGCCAAGGGCCUGUGGAUGUUAAUAUUCUUGCUAAAUGUAAUCCCUGUUUAUCAAAUCCAUGUAAAAAUGAUGGAACUUGCAACAAUGAUCCUGUUGACUUCUACAGAUGUACUUGCCCAUAUGGUUUCAAGGGUCAAGACUGUGAUAUUCCCAUUCAUGCUUGCAUUAGUAACCCGUGCCACCAUGGUGGAACUUGUCAUUUGAAAGAAGAAGAAAAGGAUGGUUUCUGGUGCACUUGUGCAGAUGGAUUUGAAGGUGAAAACUGUGAAGUAAAUGUUGAUGACUGUGAAGACAAUGACUGUGAAAAUAACUCUACUUGCGUGGAUGGAAUUAAUAACUAUACUUGCCUUUGUCCACCUGAAUAUACAGCUGCUAAUCUGAAUGAAGUGGAAAAAGGUGAGCUCUGUGAGGAGAAACUAGAUUUCUGUGCUCAAAACCUGAAUCCUUGCCAGCAUGACUCAAAGUGUAUCUUGACACCCAAAGGAUACAAAUGUGAUUGCACGCCUGGAUAUGUAGGUGAACACUGUGAUAUUGACUUUGAUGACUGCCAGGACAACAAAUGUAAAAAUGGAGCACAGUGUACCGAUGCAGUUAAUGGAUAUACAUGUAUUUGCCCAGAAGGAUACAGUGGCUUGUUUUGUGAGUUUGCACCACCAAUGGUUCUACCUCGCACCAGCCCUUGUGAUAAUUACGAGUGUCAAAAUGGAGCCCAGUGUAUCAUAAAAGAGAGUGAACCAAUCUGUCAAUGUUUGUCAGGCUACCAGGGUGAGAAAUGUGAAAAGCUGAUCAGUAUAAACUUUGUCAACAAAGAAUCCUAUCUACAAAUCCCUUCAGCUAAGAUACGCCCCCAAACCAAUAUUACUCUACAGAUUGCCACAGAUGAAGACAGUGGGAUCCUGCUCUACAAAGGCGAUAAAGAUCAUAUAGCGGUAGAGCUGUACCGGGGUAGAGUGAGGGUCAGUUAUGACACAGGAUCUUAUCCAGCCUCUGCUAUUUACAGUGUGGAAACUAUUAAUGAUGGCAAUUUCCACAUUGUGGAGCUGCUAGCUGUGGAUCAGAUUCUUUCGUUAUCUAUUGAUGGAGGAAGCCCCAAGAUAAUUACCAAUUUGUCUAAGCAAUCCACUCUGAAUUUUGAUUCUCCACUCUAUGUAGGAGGCAUGCCUGUGAAAAAUAACAUAGCAUCUUUACGCCAGUCUCCAGGACAGAACGGCACCAGCUUCCAUGGUUGCAUCCGUAAUCUAUAUAUCAACAGCGAGCUCCAGGACUUCAGAAAUGUACCACUGCAAGUGGGAAUUCUGCCAGGUUGCGAGCCUUGUCAUAAGAAAGUUUGUGUGCAUGGAACAUGCCAUGCUACCAGCCAAUCUGGCUUUUCCUGUGAGUGCGAAGGAGGAUGGACCGGACCCCUCUGUGAUCAACAAACUAAUGACCCAUGUCUUGGAAAUAAAUGUGUGCAUGGUACCUGCUUGCCGAUCAAUGCAUUUUCAUACAGUUGUAAAUGCCUGCAGGGACAUGGGGGAGUCCUCUGUGAUGAAGAGGAAAUGCUGUUUAACCCCUGCCAAUCCAUCAGGUGUAAACAUGGCAAAUGCAGGCUUUCAGGACUUGGGAAACCAUAUUGCGAAUGCAGCAGCGGAUACACGGGGGACAGCUGUGAUAAAGAAAUCUCUUGUCGAGGGGAACGAAUCCGAGAUUUCUACCAAAAGCAGCAAGGGUAUGCUGCGUGCCAGACGACCAAGAAGGUAUCGAGACUAGAAUGUAAAGGAGGAUGUUCAACCGGGCAGUGCUGUGGACCACUAAGGAGCAAGAGACGGAAAUACUCUUUUGAAUGCACUGACGGGUCAUCAUUUGUGGACGAGGUUGAAAAAGUGGUGAAGUGUGGCUGUACAAAUUGUCCUUCCUAAGUGUCCCUGUCACACUUGUCUUUUGAAAAUGUUGUAUACUUAUUGACCGUGUCGGACUAAUUAAUGCUUCAUAGUGGAAAUAUUUGAAAUAUAUUGUAAAAUACAGAACAGACUUAUUUUUAUUAUGAGAAUAAAGACUUUUUCUUCAUUUGAAAAAAGAUUCAAGUGCUUGAACUGAGACUUCUCAUAACCAAGAGGAGCUUUGAAGAAAAAAAAAAAAAAAAAAAAAAAA